Molecule: messenger RNA, 1362 nt
Organism: Engraulis encrasicolus (European anchovy)
Lineage: Eukaryota; Metazoa; Chordata; Actinopteri; Clupeiformes; Engraulidae
Product: Rieske domain-containing protein
Exons: 4
Coding region: 606-1064 (152 amino acids)
Molecular function (GO): 2 iron, 2 sulfur cluster binding
Source: RefSeq, a predicted model, not a curated record
UGCACACUCCUCAGGAAUAACUCCGUAGUUAUUGCACAAACAGAUGUAGAGAAACAAACGAAAAAGUGACACCCGAGAACCACCAACAGGUGACAAGCCCCCUUCAACACAGCAACAGUCGCUCGCUUUUUGCUGCGACGGUUCUUUCAGAGUUUGACUAUAGCUAUUUCCAUGGCUAUUUGGGAGAUUCGAUGUCUUGGCAAAAAAAACCCACACAGAACAAGUUCAAGCAGGUCUGCUAAGUUUCAGAAGCCAAAGUUGAAACAGAUAGCAGCCAUUGAUAUAACUUCCAGGCAAACACACUAGUCUGGUGCUUGUGAAUCGUUGCUUCUUUGGAUCUAGGUUAAGGCUGAGAUCUUUGCCUGUAAAUAAAGCAUCGUGAGAGCUUUAUGGCUUUGAACAGCUGUGGGCCCACCCAGCACCCAUCAUGUCGGAACGCAGCAUGAAAACAGCGUUAUCCUAGCAUGCUUAGCUCAACCGGGCACUGUGCUGAACUAGCAAGAAUUCUCCCGCACAACAGACUAAUUAAAAUCCCGGAAACUAUUUUGGACAACUCGCAAGCGUUUUACACCCCAGGAUGCUUGAAAUAAGCUGAGAGGGAAACCAUGUCUGAUCAAGAAGACGCGCAACGUACUAAGCAUUGCGUUGGCAAGAGAGAGGACAUCAUUCGGGCCAAGCGGUUGGUGAUGCCGGUGGAUGGCAGGGACAUACUGGUUCUCUACCAUGAGGGAGAAUUCCAUGCUCUGGAUGUGCGCUGCUACCAUGCAGGAGGGCCUCUGCAGAAUGCAGACAUUGAGGAAUUCGGUGGACGACUCUGCAUUGUGUGCCCCUGGCACAAGUACAAGAUCACUCUGUCCGAGGGAGAAGGACUAUACCAGUCUGUGGAUCCCACAGUCAGGCCCCCCCGCCCAGGGCCCUGGCGCUCCAAGGGUGUGAAACAGAGGGUACACCCCGUUUCCGAAAGCGAUGGCUACGUCUACGUUACCAUGAACACUUCUGCUGAGCCAAUCGAAUCGGACUUCUAUCAGACAGAGAGGUUCCGGACUACAACUGCUAAAACGUAACACAACCAAAGAAAAGGUGACAAUAGCAUACAAUCGGUGAUGUUCAAAGUUUUUAUUUUCUGUUAUUUUUUAAGUUACAUUCUGUGUAAUUUAUGAGAUAACAGUCUAAAUGUAAAUAUCAUUCUGCAGUAUCGGGGGUUGUGUGGACGGUUGUCUGUUGACUUGUUGAGUCUUGUUUUUGUUAUAAUUGAAUCAGCUGGUCAGUUAAAUGCUGAUUUGAUUACUGAUGUCUACUUUUCUCCUAAAAUUUCUCUUAUGCCUUGAAUCUCUGGCUGUAUCUCAAAGUCAAGGAUCCUGG